GGGGCGUGGGGCCGCGGCCGUGCGCUCCGCCCCGCGCGGGGAGCGGGCCGCGCCUCCCCCUGCCGCAUGUGCGCGGUGUUGUGUGCCCGGCCCUGCUCCUCCUCCUCCCCUCCCCUCGCCGCCGUCCCCUCCCCCAGCGGCCCCGAGUGAGCGCGAGCGCCACACAGCCCCGGGCCGCCGCCGUCCAGCGCGCCGAGACGCCGAACAGGUGGCCGGAGGCUGCGGGCGCUGCAGCGGGGAGAGGCGAGGCGAGCUCCGGGCCAGGCGAGGGCGGCCGGGCCGGGCCGGGCAUGCUAGCCGAGCGGCCCCCCGGCGCCGCCGCUUGCCCGCGCCCCUAGCCUCCCGCGCGCCCGUGCAGCGGCCCCGCCGCGCCCAGCGUCCAGCCGCCCCUGCCCGGGGCCGCUCCGGCCGCGGUCAGCGAGGGGCGCGGGCCGGCCCGCGACAGCGGCGGCGGCGGCAUGAAAGUGACCGUGUGCUUCGGGAGGACCCGGGUGGUCGUGCCGUGCGGAGACGGCCACAUGAAAGUUUUCAGCCUCAUCCAGCAAGCGGUGACCCGCUACCGGAAGGCCAUCGCCAAGGAUCCAAACUACUGGAUACAGGUGCACCGACUUGAACAUGGAGAUGGAGGAAUACUGGACCUUGACGAUACCCUCUGUGAUGUAGCAGAUGAUAAAGACAGACUGGUAGCAGUGUUUGACGAGCAGGACCCGCACCAUGGAGGUGAUGGCACCAGUGCCAGUUCCACGGGGACCCAGAGUCCAGAGAUAUUUGGCAGUGAGCUUGGUACCAACAGUGUUUCAGCCUUUCAGCCUUAUCAAGCAACAAGUGAAAUUGAGGUCACACCUUCAGUCCUUCGUGCAAAUAUGCCUCUUCAUGUCCGACGAAGCAGUGACCCAGCUUUAAUUGGCCUUUCAACUUCCAUUAGUGAUAAUAAUUUUUCUUCUGAAGAGCCUUCACGGAAAAACCCCACACGCUGGUCAACAACAGCUGGCUUCCUUAAGCAAAACACUGCUGGGAGCCCUAAAACCUGUGACAGGAAGAAAGAUGAAAACUAUAGAAGCCUUCCACGGGAUGCUAGUAACUGGUCUCACCAAUUUCAGAGAGACAAUGCUCGCUCAUCUCUGAGUGCCAGUCACCCAAUGGUGGACAGGUGGCUGGAGAAGCAAGAACAGGAUGAGGAUGGGACAGAAGAAGACAACAGUCGCGUUGAACCUGUUGGACAUGCUGACACUAGUUUGGAGAACAUACCCAGCUUUUCUCUGGAUGAUAUGGUAAAGCUCGUACGAGUCCCCAACGAUGGAGGGCCUCUGGGAAUCCAUGUAGUGCCUUUCAGUGCUCGAGGCGGCAGAACCCUGGGGUUAUUAGUAAAACGAUUGGAGAAAGGUGGUAAAGCUGAACAAGAAAACCUUUUUCAUGAGAAUGAUUGCAUUGUCAGGAUUAAUGAUGGCGACCUUCGAAAUAGAAGAUUUGAACAAGCACAACAUAUGUUUCGCCAAGCCAUGCGUACACCCAUCAUUUGGUUCCAUGUGGUUCCUGCAGCCAAUAAAGAGCAGUACGAACAACUAUCCCAGAGUGAGAAGAACAAUUACUAUUCAAGCCGCUUCAGUCCGGAUAGCCAGUAUAUGGAUAACAGGAGUGUGAAUAGUACAGGACUUCCAGCACUGCAGAGAGCUCCCAGACUGAACCACCCGCCCGAGCAGAUAGACUCUCACCCCCGACUACUACCUCAGAGCACACACCCCUCCGGAAAACCGCCAGCGGUUCCAGCCCCAGCACCGCAAAAUGUAUUUAGUACAAAUGUAAGCAGUGGUUAUAACACCAAAAAAAUAGGCAAGAGGCUUAAUAUCCAGCUGAAGAAAGGUACAGAAGGCUUGGGAUUCAGCAUCACUUCCCGAGAUGUAACCAUAGGUGGCUCAGCUCCAAUUUAUGUGAAAAACAUCCUCCCAAGAGGGGCUGCCAUCCAAGAUGGCCGACUUAAGGCAGGAGAUAGACUUAUAGAGGUAAAUGGAGUAGAUUUAGCAGGCAAAUCCCAAGAAGAAGUUGUUUCCCUGUUGAGAAGCACCAAGAUGGAAGGGACCGUGAGCCUUCUGGUCUUUCGCCAAGAAGAUGCCUUCCACCCAAGGGAACUGAAUGCAGAGCCAAGCCAGAUGCAGAUUCCAAAAGAAACGAAAGCAGAAGAUGAGGAUAUUGUUCUCACACCUGAUGGCACCAGGGAAUUUCUGACAUUUGAAGUUCCACUUAACGAUUCAGGAUCAGCCGGUCUUGGUGUCAGCGUCAAAGGUAACCGGUCAAAAGAGAACCAUGCGGAUUUGGGAAUCUUCGUCAAGUCCAUUAUUAAUGGAGGAGCAGCAUCUAAAGAUGGAAGGCUUCGGGUGAAUGAUCAACUGAUAGCAGUGAAUGGAGAAUCCCUGUUGGGCAAGACAAACCAAGAUGCCAUGGAAACCCUCAGAAGGUCUAUGUCUACUGAAGGGAACAAGCGAGGAAUGAUCCAGCUCAUUGUUGCGAGGCGAAUAAGCAAGUGCAAUGAGCUGAAGUCACCUGGGAGCCCCUCUGGACCUGAGCUGCCCAUUGAAACAGUAUUGGAUGAUCGAGAACGAAGAAUCUCCCAUUCCCUCUACAGUGGGAUUGAGGGGCUUGAUGAAUCCCCCACGAGAAAUGCUGCCCUCAGCAGGAUAAUGGGUGAGUCAGGUAAAUACCAGCUGUCCCCCACGGUGAACAUGCCCCAAGAUGACACUGUCAUUAUAGAAGAUGACAGGCUGCCGGUGCUCCCUCCACAUCUCUCUGACCAGUCAUCUUCCAGCUCCCACGAUGAUGUGGGCUUCGUGACAACGGAUGCUGGCACAUGGGCAAAGUCUGCAAUCAGUGAUUCAGCAGACUGCUCUUUGAGUCCAGAUGUUGAUCCAGUUCUUGCUUUUCAACGAGAAGGAUUUGGACGCCAGAGUAUGUCAGAAAAACGCACAAAGCAAUUUUCAGAUGCCAGUCAAUUGGAUUUCGUUAAAACGCGAAAAUCAAAAAGCAUGGAUUUAGGUAUAGCUGACGAGACUAAACUCAAUACAGUGGAUGACCAGAAAGCAGGUUCCCCCAGCAGAGAUGUAGGACCUUCCCUGGGUCUGAAGAAGUCAAGCUCAUUAGAGAGUCUGCAGACGGCAGUUGCUGAGGUGACUUUGAAUGGGGAUAUUCCUUUCCAUCGCCCACGGCCGCGGAUAAUCAGAGGAAGGGGAUGCAAUGAGAGCUUCAGAGCUGCCAUCGACAAGUCUUAUGAUAAACCUGCGGUAGAUGAUGAUGAUGAAGGCAUGGAGACGUUGGAAGAAGACACAGAAGAAAGUUCAAGAUCAGGGAGAGAGUCUGUAUCCACAGCCAGUGAUCAGCCUUCACAUUCUCUGGAGAGACACAUGAAUGGAAACCAAGAGAAAGGCGAUAAGAUGGAUAGGAGAAAGGAGAAAGCUGGCAAAGAGAAGAGGAAAGACCGAGACAAGGAGAAAGAGAAAAUGAAAGCCAAGAAGGGAAUGCUGAAGGGCUUGGGAGACAUGUUCAGGUUUGGCAAACAUCGAAAAGAUGACAAGAUUGAGAAAACGGGUAAAAUAAAAAUACAGGACUCCCUUACAUCAGAAGAGGAGAGGAUACGAAUGAAGCAGGAGCAGGAGAGGAUUCAAGCCAAAACUCGUGAAUUUAGAGAGCGACAAGCUCGAGAGCGUGACUAUGCUGAAAUCCAAGAUUUUCAUCGGACACUGGGUUGUAACGAUGAGUUGAUGUAUGGGGGAAUGUCUUCCUACGAAGGUUCUAUGGCUCUCAGUGCCAGACCCCAGAGCCCAAGAGAAGGACAUAUGAUGGAUGCUUUGUAUGCCCAAGUGAAGAAGCCGCGGAAUUCCAAACCUUCAUCUGUAGACAGCAACAGAUCAACUCCUAGCAACCAUGAUCGGAUACAGCGUCUACGGCAAGAAUUUCAGCAAGCGAAGCAGGAUGAAGAUGUAGAAGAUCGGCGACGUACCUAUAGCUUUGAACAACCCUGGCCAAACUCCAGAGCGGCGGCGCAGAGCGGCCGGCACUCGGUGUCCGUGGAGGUGCAGAUGCAGCGCCAGCGGCAGGAGGAGCGCGAAGGUUUCCAGCAGGCGCAGCGCCAGUACAGCUCCCUGCCCCGGCAAAGCAGGAAAAACGCCAGCUCUGUGUCCCAGGAUUCCUGGGAGCAGAACUACCCCCCUGGGGAAGGUUUCCAGAGUGCCAAGGAGAACCCCAGGUACUCCAGCUACCAAGGCUCCAGGAACGGCUACCUGGGUGGGCACGGCUUCAAUGCCAGGGUGAUGCUGGAGACCCAGGAGCUCCUUCGCCAGGAGCAGAGGAGGAAAGAGCAGCAGAUGAAGAAGCAGCCCCCUCCUCCGGAGGGGCUCAACAACUAUGACUCAUACAAGAAAGUCCAAGACCCCAGUUACACCCCGCCCAAGGGGCCCUUCCGGCAGGAUGUGCCCCCCUCCCCUUCUCAGGUCGCCAGGCUGAACAGACUCCAGACUCCUGAGAAAGGGAAACCCUUCUAUUCCUGAGCAGGAGAAGAGUGGAGGCUUCAUGUCAUGCAAUAAAGGACAUUUUCUUAUGAAGACUUGUAUUUUGGGAGUUUUUUUAAAACCUCGAUGGUACUAUGGAAUAAUAUUUCUGUUGUUGGUAUCAGUGCCUUUAAGCAGUAUGGGCAAAGAAAUGGAAGGCCUUAAUGUCUUUGCCACUAUGUCUCAAGUGUCUGUUUCAUGGAAGGAUUUCCCGCCAUCCGACAAUCAUCUGUUCAAGGCAUUCAUGUGCUCUGCAUCUCUCUGAAGUUCCAGGACUGUGGGCCCCCGCCCCCCACCGUGAGCUGUCCGUGGUUUUGUGUUACAGCCCCCGACAAUUUGUGGUGACAAAUUACCUUGAAGUUGAGGGUGAUACUGAUCCCUCUUUUUCCCCUUUUCAGUUUUCUUUCAUGUGAGGCGACGUCCCAAUCUGGUGGAUCCAAGCGGGUGACAGACCCCAGAAAUUGGGGCCUUAUGGUACUUCACAGCACAGUCAUUUAUAGUACUUUGUAAUCAGCAUGGUUUUCCCUGUUCUCUCUCAGCUCCUCACCACAGGAAAGUUCCUUCAUCCCCUGAAAGAAGCUAAGCCAUAUCCAACGCUGUCUGGUUAUCAUGGGGUUCCUUUUGCAACUGCCUUAUAACUCAACAUUACCAAUAAAGUGAUCAUUCUAGUCCAUGUUUAUAAAUACACUUGUUCAGUCAUGUUCCUGACACGUGUGUUGAGUCAGCACAGCGCUGUGUGGGGAGCGUGGGGGAGGGAGUGAUUCCCGGUCAGGGAACGAUGGAGCCUGCCCACCGGCCCUGUGUGUAUCGUGAUGUGGGAGGUGGGAGCUAAGAAAAGAAUUCUCCCAGGAUGAGCUUCUGGCCCACAACAUCCCAGUAAUUAUUUUAAUUAGUUUUCGUUUGACAGGUUGGCAGGAAGGGCAUAGAGUGGGACAAAGAUAAAUCAGACAGUUGUUUUGGGAUUCUCAAGACUCAUCUGCUCUCUACAGUUUUUAAAGUCAGUUGGAAAUGACAUUUUGUCUAGUGCACCCACAUGCUGUAUGUCUGCCUGGUGAUGCCAUCCGUGCUCCGAAGUAAUUCUGCCCCAAAACAAACAAGUCAAAUAGGGAAAAGCUCUUCUCUCACACAGCGAACAUUCUGGUGUCCCCAGACAAUAGUAACAAAAGCUUGCUCUCGUGUCAAUACUGUAAGGUGUGUGUGGGUCACAAGGACCUCAGAUGCUCCCGUGUUUUCGGUGGUCGGUCUGAACGUUGCGUGUAAACCAUGGCUGGGUUGCUAAAGUGCCUGCACAUCCCGAUGUGAGAAAAGCUUGAGAUGAAAGCUCAGCAUACCAUGUAUUAACAAAAAAGAAAAGAAAACAAACAAACAAAAAAGACAAGUACUGAUAUGCCUAUAUAUAUAUAUUUUUUUUUUCUGGCACAUUGUAUUUUUAUGUCCACUUGUUUUUAGAAAAUAUGUCAAGUGUCCACACGUACCUAUUGUCUCUUUUGCAUUUCUGUGUAACGGUUCUAUGUGUUCCUAAUGUGUGGCGAUACUCAACGGUGUUACCUAUGUCAGCACGGUGACCUUGGAUGACAGUGGCUCUUUCUCACAGCCUUCCCUGAGCUGUGAGAAACAGCUUUCCCUGUACAUAUGAGACUUCUAAUAAAAGGCAUAUUUCUUCCUG
Mirounga angustirostris (Northern elephant seal) is the source of this 6201-nucleotide messenger RNA. It is a transcript of the gene PARD3, whose product is annotated as par-3 family cell polarity regulator. Gene Ontology annotation, molecular function: protein binding; phosphatidylinositol binding. Bases 459 to 4535 code for a protein of 1358 amino acids. Gene Ontology annotation, biological process: establishment of centrosome localization; cell adhesion; intracellular protein localization. Lineage: Eukaryota; Metazoa; Chordata; Mammalia; Carnivora; Phocidae. Gene Ontology annotation, cellular component: adherens junction; cell cortex; apical junction complex. The transcript is spliced from 25 exons. The record is from RefSeq and is a predicted model, not a curated record.